This is a messenger RNA of Aphanomyces astaci, 2568 nucleotides long. RefSeq lists its product as hypothetical. The record is from RefSeq and is a predicted model, not a curated record. Gene Ontology annotation, cellular component: endoplasmic reticulum. Gene Ontology annotation, biological process: protein O-linked glycosylation via mannose; endoplasmic reticulum unfolded protein response. Lineage: Eukaryota; Oomycota; Saprolegniomycetes; Saprolegniales; Verrucalvaceae. Gene Ontology annotation, molecular function: mannosyltransferase activity; protein binding. The transcript is spliced from 3 exons. The coding region runs from base 30 to 1838 and encodes 602 amino acids.
GUUGAUAUCUUUCCACAUUUGAAACGAGAAUGAAAGGCAGCCCGUCGGCUACGUUGUCUCCGCUGUGGCAGGGCACGGUCCCGCUGCUCUGUGUGGCCUUGUUAGCCUUUGCGGUCUUUGCCAACACGCUGUCAUGCGGGUUUGUCUGGGACGAUCGUGCCGCCAUCCUCACGAAUCGCGACAUUCGAACCGACGACAACACGACGGCCGUGGGUGACCUGUUUGUCCACGACUUCUGGGGCACACCCAUCUCGUCUGCCAGCAGCCACAAGAGCUUCCGUCCCAUCACGGUGCUCACGUUCCGUCUCAACUACGCCGUCGGUGGAUUCGAUCCCUGGGGGUAUCACUUGCUGAACGUUGUGCUCCACUCGAUCACGUCAGCGCUUGUGGUCGUGGUUGGCCGUCGCGUCAUGUCCAUUGCGCCAUCGUCGUCACAAGUCCAUCGAGCUCCUGUCCUAGCUGGCCUUCUCUUCGCCGUGCAUCCCAUCCACUGCGACUCAGUCGCCAGCGUCGUUGGCAGAGCCGACGUGCUGUGCACAUUAGUGUCCCUUGUGGCGUUUACAUGUUACGAUACUGCGAUUUCAGAUCGAACCACCACGAAAUGGAUGCAUUUCAUCCUUUCCAUCGGUCUGAUCGUUCUCGCCACCCUUUGCAAAGAGCUCGGCGCCACGACGCUGGGUAUGUUAGUGGUGUUGGACCUGCUACAGUCCUACCGUCUUUCAACCCAAGAGUUGCUUGCAUCCCCAACACUUGGUCGUUUGGCGGUACUUGUCGCGUUUGGAACCACCGCCAUUGCCGGACGCAUCCUCUUGAACGGCCCCCACAUGCUGUACCCAUGGACUGAAAUGGAAAACGAUAUCUCGCUAUUACCCUUCGGCACUUCCAAGGUGCUUACGAUUGCCCACACACACGCGUGGUACCUGUACAAGAUGGCUUGGCCUCAGUACCUAAGCUACGACUAUGGCUUCCGCACCAUCCCCAUCGUUCACUCCAUGCUCGACCCCCGCAACAUCUCGACAGCUAUCGCGUACACGUGUGUGGUUACUUUGGUGUUUGCGUCCGCGUGGCACUCCCGGACGUCGCCUUCGCUCUUGCUCAUGGCAUCAUUUGCCUUGUUUCCGUUUGUACCUGCCGCCAACGUCCUCUUCCCCGUCGGCACCAUCGUCGCCGAGCGUCUGCUCUACUUUCCCAGCGUCGGCGUCUGUCUUCUCGCAGGGUAUACGCUGGACACGGCGCUGCAUCGAGGGUCCCAACGACAACAAGUCGCCUUAGUCGGGAUCGCGACCACUCUCUUGAUCGUUGCCACCGCCCGCACACUCUGUCGCAACCGUGACUGGACAGACGAAGUCGCGCUGUUUGAAGCGUCCGUCAAGGUAGCCCCCUGGAGCACCAAAGUGCUGAGUAACCUGUCCAAAGUCCUACUCAACUCGGACGCACCGCGGGCGGCGGCGUACCUGGAGCGGGCGUUGCAUGUGCUUCCGCACUACUCGAUUGGACACUUCAACCUCGGCCUCGCCUAUGUUAACAUGGGCAAAUCGCUGCAUUGUAUGGACAGCUUGCUAAAGGCGAUCGAUGUGGACCAUUCAUUGGCGUCGUACUCGUACCUCGGCAAGUACCUGUUUGAAUUCUAUGCCACGAACCAACACGACAAGUUUCGGACGGAUCAACCCACGCACGCCCUGGCUACGGCCACAAAGUUGUUGGAUUUUACUCUGUCACAUCACCACAACCUGCCCACCAUAGUUUUCACUCGGGGGCUCAUCGCGUACUACGCCGACGACUUUGCUGCUGCGUUGCCGUACGUCGUCGCGUAUCGCCAGCUUUGUUUGCAACAUUAAAUAUUGUGAAUGAAUCCCUCCAAAACUACUUCACGUCGUUUUGAACCUGUGGACAUACUGUGUAGGUACUUUGAACGAACGCUCGAGGAAAAUGCUCGCGUCCGACGCCGGGGCUACGACUUGGAAGAGCUAGUGGCACCCUGCAGCGUGUACAACAUGUACGCGCUCGCCGCUCAAAACGCAGGGGACAACGUCCGCGCUGGCUUGAUCUUCAUAUCCUUUUUGCACAUGACGCAUGAUGUUAGUUACUUUGUGAUGCAGUAUCGUGAGUCCCCUUAACGAAUUCGAUACGACGAGGGCUUGAACGACGGAGUUGAAUGCAUGGAGUUGUACAACAACGCUGGCGUGUGGCACAAGACCAAUGGCAAUCUCGUCAAGGCCGCCGAGUUGUACGCAGUUGCCAUCGACCGAUUCCCACGACACGGCGCGUUGCUCACGAACGCCGGGUUCUUGGCCGAAACGAUGGGCAACCGCCUGGACGCGAUUCAUUACUACCUCAAGGCGCUGGAGCUGGACCCGACCAACGACCAAAUCCAAACCAACUUUUACAACCUCCAAGCCAAGUUGGCCGUGCCAGACGUCGACUCGGAGCUGGCCCCGAUGCCGUUGGAAGCAUCCUAACAACAUACUAAAGUACGACUCGACAGGUUUUGUUUCAGUUAACUAACAAGUUAACAACUACGGUAACUGUUAAUGAACAGGAGAAGCGCUUUGGAACUAGCGUUGUGAC